AUGAAAUCGGAGCUGCAUCACGUGGAUCAUGAAAUCAAAAUGAAACAGGCGAAGGUAAAGGAGAGCAAAAGUAAAAUAAAGAUGAACAAAGCCCUUCCUUAUUUGGUUGCAAAUGUUGUAGAGUUGUUGGAUGUUUCCCCUCAAGACCAAGAACGAGAAGAUGGCGCCAACGUUGACUUGGAUUCACUGCGGAAAGGAAAGUGUGCUGUAAUCAAGACGAGCACCAGGCAGACCUAUUUUCUCCCUGUGAUCGGGCUGGUUCCGGCUGAAGAGCUGAAACCCGGGGACCUUGUUGGAGUCAACAAAGAUUCCUAUCUCAUUCUCGAAAAACUCCCUCCCGAAUUCGACUCACGCGUAAAGGCAAUGGAAGUUGAUGAACGUCCAACAGAAAGGUACAGUGAUAUUGGGGGUCUCGACAAGCAGAUUCAGGAACUAAUUGAGGCUGUUGUCUUGCCGAUGACUCAUAAGGACCGCUUUGAAGCCAUCGGCAUCCAACCACCAAAGGGCGUACUGCUUUACGGACCGCCCGGAACAGGGAAGACUUUAUUGGCCCGCGCCUGCGCAGCCCAGACAAAGUCAACCUUCUUGAAGCUUGCUGGACCGCAGUUAGUCCAGAUGUUUAUCGGUGAUGGUGCUAAGCUUGUUCGUGAUGCUUUUCAGUUGGCGAAAGAGAAGGAACCUUCGAUACUAUUCAUUGAUGAAUUGGACGCGAUAGGUACUAAGCGUUUUGACAGCGAGCGUGCUGGUGACCGAGAAGUACAGCGAACUAUGCUAGAACUACUCAAUCAGUUGGAUGGCUUUCAACCCAACCACAAUAUUAAGGUAAUUGCUGCCACAAACAGGGUGGAUAUCCUCGAUCCUGCAUUGCUUCGAAGCGGUCGGCUGGACAGAAAAAUUGAAUUUCCUGCUCCAAACGAGGAAGCACGAGCUCGAAUUAUGCAAAUCCAUUCGAGGAAAAUGAAUGUCAAUAAAGAUGUAAAUUUCGAGGAGCUAGCUCGCUGUACAGAUGACUUCAAUGGGGCGCAGUGCAAGGCAGUAUGCGUGGAAGCAGGUAUGAUUGCACUUCGACGCAGUGCUUCUGAAAUCACACACGAAGAUUACAUGGAUGCGAUUUUGGAGGUUCAAGCCAAGAAGAAGACUAAUUUGAAUUAUUACGCUUAGCGAGUUUCGGUCGACCGGUGCAGUCCUCUGAUCCGGUGGCUGUGCUCCAAUCUGUCAUCUCAUGUUAUUCGCUGCUCGUUACUGAUGCAGCACGAAAACACCGUUACUUCUCCCUUACUCAUCCCUGCAAAUAAACUUCCCGUA
This is a messenger RNA of Opisthorchis viverrini, 1305 nucleotides long. RefSeq lists its product as hypothetical. Gene Ontology annotation, molecular function: proteasome-activating activity; ATP hydrolysis activity; ATP binding. Gene Ontology annotation, cellular component: proteasome regulatory particle, base subcomplex. The transcript is spliced from 6 exons. The record is from RefSeq and is a predicted model, not a curated record. Gene Ontology annotation, biological process: proteasome-mediated ubiquitin-dependent protein catabolic process. The coding region runs from base 1 to 1161 and encodes 386 amino acids. NCBI's taxonomy places the organism in Eukaryota, Metazoa, Platyhelminthes, Trematoda, Opisthorchiida, Opisthorchiidae.